ACAGAGAGAGACAGAGAGAGAGAGAGCCGGUGUACAUAAAUACAUGUAUAUAUCGAUCUCAGGAAGGGAAUCACGGAGUGAUAUAUCGAUCAUAAGUGCGAGUAGGUGCGCGCUUCUUGUUCAAGAAACGUCUAUAAAAUUUAAUGUGCUUCUGAACUGCCAUUAUUCUCACGCUCAUAUUUAUAAUAUCUCUUCCAAAGGAUUACUGCUUCAUUGAGACAGGAAUCAUAUCAACAAUUAUUUAUUCUGGUGUUUGGAUUGUAGAGCCAUACAUUCCCCUCCACAUGACAUAGGGUAGAAGGAAAAUACUCAUCGUUUGAAAGUUGUCUCUACGCCCUGCUAUACAAACCGUAUUGGAGAGUUGUCUGGAUAGUUAGCUAAUCAAAAUUCUGAACGCAACAAUGGACCCCACCGAGCAGAACCAGACACAAGACUCCCUCAGAACGCCUCGCCCAUCCAUCAGCGUGGUGGACACAACGGAAACGGAACACUCGGAAAUAACAGAAGAACCAGAAGGACAAAGAAGAAAAUCGAAAAUGUCUGUGAAGAACAAACUGCCGAACAUCUCAGAAGAAGAACAAGCAGACGAGAACAACAACUCUCCCGACCACCAGCUACCAACAAUAGGCCGGAACUUCCUGGUCACUCACACCAGCGACAACUGGAAGAUCCGGAAAGCCAUGAAGGAAGCAGAACUCCAGCACAAAGCAGACACACAAGCGACGCCACCAAUACCCACAAAGAAGAAAAAGAAGAAAGACAAAGAAAAGAAAUCACCCAGUGAGCAGAAGGAAAACCUGGGAAUACUCAGCCCGCGAAAAGAACAACUUCCGCCACCUACUUUCUCCAAUCUCUCCCCAUUGGCCAAUCGCAGGCUCUCUGCAGAUGACGUCAUACUAAGCCGUCAUCGUCUCUCUGUGGGUGGUCUACUGGAGAAACUAGACAAAAAGGAAAAAGCCAUACUCUCCAACUUUGACGUUGCCCCUCAGUCGUUGAGUGCUCUUAUCUCGCCGCGAGACGCCCUCCAAAUCCCGCUCAGACGACAGACACAAGGUCCCGAGUCCCUAGAGGUCAAGGUACCUGACAGUAAGUUCCCCAACGGCGGUCGUUUCCUGGACGCCAUCAGCGAGCAGAUAAACCAAGAGGGAGAUAUCUACGACGUAGAUCUCUACGACCUGAAGGAAGAGGACUUACUCUAUGACGACGACGAAGGUUUCCCGGAUGACGACGACGACUUCGCAGACGAUGAACCGAAGGAAGAUGGUGGUGUCAAUGGGAAGGAAGAUGUGCGUAGCCUUGGUAACGCGUUUCUUGAACUCGAAGAGGAAUCCUCAGGUUUUCUCGAGACUCCCUCACAGGAGAGCAAACCACGCCGCCCUUCUGAGGAGUUUGACACAGACCUCAGUGACGCCAGCUCGGAGGACGAAGGGGGCGGGGCGGGAGGGGCAUCGCCGAAUCGCGCCAAGAACCGGCUACUGAAGACCUACAAGACAGCCUGUGCCAAGUGCCGAUUGAAAGGGAACGCCACGUUCUUGAGGCAGUGUGGGAAGGCGUGCAUAGAUCUACGUCACAGGAUGUUGACGUGCAAAGACGCCAAACCUAUCGCCAUAGCGCUUGUGUCGGACAAGCGCACCAGUACCUUAGACCUGUCUGACAACCCCCUAGGACCCCUGGGCACCUCUUGUAUAGCGGAGAUGCUCUACGCCAACAGGACCAUCUUAGAACUGAACCUGUCUAAGACGGGCCCCGGAAGGGAGGGACUGACAGCCCUGAGCCAAACUCUGCCCCACAACCCUGUACUCAAACGUCUGUACCUGGACAGUAACAAACUACAGCAACAAGAUGGAGAGAUCCUGGCUCAGAUCAUCACGAGUUGUCCGGAGCUAAGCGAGCUGGAUUUGAAUGACAACAAUCUGGGCUUCCAGGGCUGUCGUCAGAUAGCGCGCGCUUUGGGCUCUGGCAAAGCCAGAAUCAACCACCUGAACCUUCAGUAUAAUAACAUCCGGACAGAUAGCGCCGUGCAUAUAGCCUUGUCUCUCGCUAAAAACACGUAUCUCAGGACCCUCAACCUGGCCUGGAACGGGUUCGGCUUUGACGGUUGUCGGGCCCUGGCCGUGUCUCUCAAGGCCAACAAGACGCUCAAAGAGCUGGACCUGACGUGCAACAGGCUGGGGAUCAAAGCUCUAGGUUAUCUUAUCAAGGGACUCACUAGCAACUCUACGCUGAGUUGUAUACGGGACAUCCCAGUAGACGAGGAGUUCCUUGAACUGGCGCGAAAGCUCCGGGAGAAGAAAGUGAUCCGCGUGGAGCAUGACUCGACCAUCCACAUGGGCACCACUGACCAGGCCAGGGAGUAUGACGGGAACGAGCUGGACCGGUUUGAUCCGGUCACCGUGCUGUUUGAGUACAUGAAAAAGGACAACCUGAGGGUCAUUGACUGAGAUGAUGAAGGGGAACAGGGCCAACGACAGAGCCGUCAAACUGCGGCGUAUCAAGGCCAACCGGAAGCGCAAGCCGGACAAAGGUCUGGAGGAUCUGUGGAAGCUGCUGGUGGAGCUCAUCGCCAAGCGCAAGGCUCAGAACGAGAAACGGUCACAGAACGAGAGCAACUCACGGGCCAUGCAGGCGGGAGGGGGAGGACCAGGGCGGAGAGGGAGUAUGAUGGUGGCUAAACAGAAGGCUAACAAGUAGACAGGUUUUGUGGGAGUAUGAUGGAAAGUCAACAAGGCCAAACAGAGGUCAAAGGUUUUGUAGAAUUAUGAUUAGAAGGUCAACAAAUAGACGAGGGAGUAUGAUGGUGGCUACACAGAAGGUCAUUAAGUAGACAGGUUUUGUGGGAGUAUGAUGGUGGCUAAACAGAAGGUCAUUAAGUAGACAGGCUUUUGUGGGAGUAUGAUGGUGGCUAAACAGAAGGUCAUUAAGUAGACAGGUUUUGUGGGAGUAUGAUGGUGGCUAAACAGAAGGUCAACAAGUAGAAACAUUGUUAGCUUUCUGGCCAAACUGGUCUGUUCAUGUUUCUUUUUUUCGGAACAUCAUCGAUCCUAUUACCACUGAUGCCAUAAUGUAUACAUGGAGUUGUUAAAUACACAAUUAAAGAGGGAAGAGAGAGAGUGGGAAAGAAAGAGAGAGACAGCGACAGAGACAAAGAGAGAGA
Messenger RNA from Aplysia californica (California sea hare), 3154 nucleotides. RefSeq names its product leucine-rich repeat-containing protein 74A. NCBI's taxonomy places the organism in Eukaryota, Metazoa, Mollusca, Gastropoda, Aplysiida, Aplysiidae. The record is from RefSeq and is a predicted model, not a curated record. Gene Ontology annotation, molecular function: calcium ion binding; protein binding.